GCUGGUAAACAGCCCCGUCUCCGUGGCAACCGCCGAGGGGUGGGGCGCCACGUGCUUCCGGUGGGAUCCGGAACCUGCCUGGCCUGGGCCGGCCUGCGUAAACUAAGUUGGACAAGCCAGGGCACGGAGAGCCGAGGGCCUGCAGUCCCUGGUUCAAGGAUUCCAGACGCAAGUCCUUGGUGUGGCCCUGCCCCAUGGAGGCCACAGGGCCCUGGGCCUGGGCCUCUGACACCUUCUCUCCUCUUCCUGACCUGGCCUGACUCUCUGGGGAGACCUUGAGAUUCGGAGUCCCGCAGCCUGGCUCCUUCCCCUCCACCCUGCUCAGAAGCUAUGGUCCACUACCUCAGCCAUUCUGUUGGAGCUGAACUGGCAGAUGAAGGUGGAACCCUGGCACCCUGGACCUCCUGGUCUCUUUGGGAAUGAAGGUCAUUGCUGUAUUCAUUGUCUUUAUCUUCUGCUGGACAACCUCCACCCUCAGCAGCUUCUGGCAAUUCCAGAGGAUGGUCAAGCACAUCACAGGACGCAGCGCCUUCUUCUCCUAUUAUGGAUACGGCUGCUACUGUGGGCUUGGGGGCAGAGGAGUCCCUGUGGAUGCCACAGACAGGUGCUGCUGGGCUCAUGACUGCUGUUACCACAGUCUGAAGGAGGAUGGCUGCCAGCCAAUCUUCAAUGGCUACCAGUUCAGCGUUGUCAACGGGACUGUGGCCUGUGGAUGCUCCCUGGCUGGCAGCUGCCUCUGUGGGCAGAAGGCCUGCGAGUGUGACAAGCAGUCUGUGUACUGCUUCAGGGAGAACCUGGGCACCUACGAGAAGGCCUUCAAGCAGAUCUUCCUCGGCAGGCCCCAGUGUGGCAGACACAAACUCCGGUGCUAGAGAGGCCACCAUCCCUCUGUCACGUGGUGACCCUUCCGGAAAGCUGUCUCCGACCACGUCUGACAACCCCCAGGCUCCUGCAGCUCGCCAUUGCAGUCUAGGGAGUGUCUUCUCACUCAGCUCCGGGGACUGGAAGUAAGAAAUGGAGAAUUCCUGCUCUGGAACAGACCGUGGGUGUCUGGCAAUUCAGAGGCACAUUCCAACCCAAGUAAGCGCUAGGAAUCAAGAAACAAGGGUCGGGGUGGGAGGCUGCCUCCAAUUCCAGCAUUUGGGAGGUGGAGGCAGGACAGGCAGGAAUUCAGGGGCAGCCUCCACUACAUGGUAAGUUUAAGGCUAACCUGGGCUACCUGAGACCCAAACCCUUUUCCCAGGAAAGGGGAAAAAACCCAAGAUCUAAUCUAAACUCUCCUAUACCCCCAAUCUAAGUCAGGACAUGAGUCUGAUUGGGGAACCGAGUCCUCCACCCAGCUCUGGCUGGGAACAAAGCAGGUCUCUUAGAAAAUACAGCCCCACGAGCCUCACCUGGAGUCUGGUCCUUGUUUAUCCAGGUCUGCCAUCUGUAAACCCUCUGGCAGGACUCAGGCUGGUCUGGUGACUCAUAAAACUGGGUGCCAUUACAAAGAUGCUGUUCAUUACUGCCACAAGGAUGCCACGGCAAAGAUGACAUGAAGAAAUGGAAAGAUGAUGGGGGACAGUGGAUCCAAGGCACCCUAAAUCUCUACCCCCACUUAGAAGCCUCUGGUCCUGUAAGUCUUAAAUCUAGUAAACAGGGAAGGUCUAAUUGAGGUGGAGUCAGUUUUGUGGUGCCAGAUUGGAAUAAUGGAUCUCAGGCACAGCUGUGACCAGGCUCGACUCCCUGCUUGGUGGCAUUUGCUUUUUGUGUCCUGGCAUUCAACACUUUCCUUUUCAUCCCUUAAAUCUGGGACUCUGCUUGGUAAUGCAGACAAAGCAAAGGUCUUAAGGGCAGACUUCGGCCUCUGGGGUCCAGGGCCGGUCUACUGUGAAGACACCUGUACCCACCAGGAGGAAGCCCGGGCUCAGCCUCCUCAAUGAUGAGAGCUUGCUGGGUCAGCAUCAGCAACAGCAAAUCUGGGCUCAGCAGAGACUUCACAAGCAUCGAGGAACACAGCCGAACCCAGGCUGAACUCAUACACAUAGAACCAUGAAUCUCAUACAGGAAGCUACAUUGUCAUGAUGCUUCAGCGCGGCUGGUUCCACAGCACUGCCUAGCUGACGAUGCUGGUCUUUAUUCACCAGUAUUGCCAGGUUCUCAGCACUUGGGCCAGACUUGGAGGCCAUGGGAAUGUAGGUGUCCCCAUACCCUCCCCAGUGGGUAUUGGGGAGAUGACUGGAUUUGGGUAGUGAUAACACACAGGGCUGCCUCUGCUUAGUAGGUCACCCAACAUGUGUGCAUUGAGCCCAUACUGUGUGCCAUGUGCGGGUGAUGAGCAGCAGGGAUUUAAAGAAGCACACACAGACUCAAGUCUAAGAAUUUUGAAUUCCAAGGGGAAUGCUGAGAGUUGUAGCAGCUUCUACCAGUGCCAGGGGUUAAAACCUGGAUUGAGAAAGCAGAGCACAUGAAGACAGAAGGGCUCCGUGGAGAGCCAGGGCCCCGGAAGACUUCCUGGUUCAACCUACAGUCGCCUUUCUUCCCCCAGCCUGCCAUGUACAGAAAGCAGAUGUGUGUGGGCCAGGGGGGCAGGAAUCUUUGGCCCGGGAGCCUUGGGGGUGGGCUCAGGCAUGACACCAGUGUGGCUAGGCUAGGCCAGUAGCACGCCACCUUCUGGGAGGUCCUGUCAUAUCAGACUGGUUCUCACCUGGGAAGAUGUCUGAACGAAGGCUGGGGUGGAAGAAGGGCCAGGAUGAUGUUCAGCAUGCCUCCAUGACUAGGUUGCUAUGUGAGAUCCAGGUCUCCUUUGCCUCUGGGGCCAGCUUCGGUACGGAAGUGGAUGGAAUAAGUUAUGGAUGGUGCAUGAGUCCUAGUCAGUGCCCAGAAUCAAAGCAGGGAGUAUUGCAGUUGUAAAAGGAUGCUGUUGGUGCUUGCGGGAAAUGCCGCUCUCCUGGAGGGCAGUCAUUCAUCGGCAUUGGGGACUGACUUACCCCAGGUCCAUGAUGAAGGUUGAGAAGUAGAAAUUCUACUCCAAGGAGCUGUCAGACUGGGGAGGAAGGACACAAGGACCAGAUAGCUUGAGAGGUGCUGAGAUCGGUGUCUGCCUGGGAACAAUGGCCACUGUCUGGGAAGAAAGCUUCAAGGAACCAGGCUUGGGGUGGGCUCACAUCUUGUCCGAGACCCUAAAGAAGAGAGUUGAGAUGGCCAAGUGUGGUGUGUGGACUCUGCCCCCCACCAACAAGUGUGGUGUGUGGACUCCCCCCUCCCCCCACCCCGCAGACAGACUGAGGAUAAUGUAGGCAUCAGAUUCUUCUGAAAUCCCACAUCCCACCUUUAAGCUGCUGGCAUGGCCUGGCCAGCACACCUCGAUUCUGUAUUUAUAAAAUAAUUUGUUGAAAUGAUU
Messenger RNA from Peromyscus leucopus (white-footed mouse), 3385 nucleotides. It is a transcript of the gene Pla2g2c, whose product is annotated as phospholipase A2 group IIC. Gene Ontology annotation, molecular function: calcium ion binding; signaling receptor binding; phospholipid binding. Gene Ontology annotation, biological process: positive regulation of fibroblast proliferation; lipid catabolic process; arachidonate secretion. NCBI's taxonomy places the organism in Eukaryota, Metazoa, Chordata, Mammalia, Rodentia, Cricetidae. The transcript has 6 exons. Bases 420 to 872 code for a protein of 150 amino acids. The record is from RefSeq and is a predicted model, not a curated record.